CGAAAAUGUUGAUCCUAAACCUAAAAGUGACCCAGCGAUAAACACGUACAAUAUAACGGAAAAUUCGAUGUCAAAACAAUCCCAAUCAAUAUUGAUAUUCGCCUCGUUGUCGAAUAAACGGGAACGUUUCAACUACUUCGCGGUGAAAAUUAAACACAAAAAUGAAUAAGUAUGACUUUCGCAAAAUGAAAUGUAUACGUUGCUUGACGUCUCGAGGAACCUCCGUCGCUCCGCGAUUCAACAUUCAAUUCGAAUCCCUUUAAGUUGCCGGUUCAUGCUCGCCGUCAACACGAUGCGACCGAUUGUGAUCGCGUUUCUCGUUCUCUUCUGCAACCUCGCCGCAGUCGUGACAUUCAACGUCUCGCAAGAGCUCUUGCUGAGCACGCUCAUAAAAUCAAUACAAGAAAGCAAGAAUGAAUGGCCGAACAGCGUCAAAUGCGAUCCCGACACCAACCUUAAUACAGUGCAGCUGAUAAGAAAAGCGGGUUAUCCUGCGCAGGCCCACAUUGUACAGACAGAGGACGGUUAUCUCUUAACACUACAUCGUAUCCCAAGAGACAAUAAGCCACCUGUGUUACUGCAGCAUGGUCUUUUAUCCAGCUCGACUGACUGGGUCAUUUCCGGCGAGAAAAAAGCUCUCGCUUUCAUUUUGGCCGAUGAGGGAUAUGAUGUUUGGUUGGGCAAUAUUCGUGGGAAUACAUAUUCGAGGGCCCAUGUUUCUCUGUGUCCAUGUGAUUCAAGAUUUUGGAAUUUCAGCUUUCAUGAAAUGGGCAUCUACGAUUUACCCGCGAUGAUCUCGUAUAUAACGAAUACGACGUCGCAGUCAUUGCACACGUAUAUUGGUCACUCGAUGGGCACAACUGCUUCUUACAUUAUGGCAGCGAAACGUCCGGAUAUCGCUGAAAUGGUGCAAGCAAUAAUCAGUCUCGCGCCCGUAGCUUUUACGGAACACAUCAAAAGUCCAUUUAGAUAUUUUGCUCCUUUUGCGAGUAAUUAUGAGAUAAUCGCACAUUUCUUUGGCGAGGAUGAAUUUCUGCCGCAGAAUGGUGUGUUCCACUUUUUAUCGAAGUACGGCUGCGAUGUAGAUAACUUUAGGGAGAGGAUUUGUGCUAACAUAGUGUUCCUGAUUUGCGGAUUCGACAAAGAGCAGUUUGACUAUAAUCUGUUACCUUUAAUUCUGAGUCACGAUCCGGCCGGCUCUUCGACCAAGACGCUGGUGCACUUUAGUCAGGAAGUCACGUCGGGUAAAUUCCGCCAAUACGAUUACGGACAUAGAAAAAAUCUGCUGAUCUACAAUACAACGGAACCGCCGGAAUAUAAUCUAGCAAACAUUACUGUGCCGAUCGCGUUAUUCUACGCCGACAAUGACUGGUUGGCCAGCAGCUUGCAAUCGAUGAUAAGAAAAGCGGGUUACCCCGAGGAAACUCACGUGAUACAAACGGAGGAUGGUUAUCUCUUAACACUUUAUCGUAUCGCAGGUAACAACGGAUCAUUACCCGUGUUGCUGCAACAUGGUCUUUUGACCAGUUACGCCGAUUGGAUCAUUUCCGGCAAAAAUAAAGCACUUGCUUUUAUAUUAGCUGAUCAAGGAUACGACGUUUGGUUGGGUAAUUUUCGUGGGAAUACUUAUUCAAGAGCACAUGUUUCCUUAUCUUCAUCGAAUUCAAAAUUCUGGAAUUUUAGUUUCCAUGAAAUGGGCAUCUAUGAUCUACCCGCGAUGAUCUCAUAUAUUACGAAUAAGACAUCGCAACCUUUGUACGCAUACAUUGGUCAUUCAAUGGGUACAACUGCUUCUUACGUGAUGGCAGCGGAACGUCCGGAAAUUGCUCAAAAAGUGCGAAUGAUCAUCAGUCUUGCACCUGAGGCCUUUCUGAAACACAUGAAAAGUCCGAUAAGAUACCUUACUCCUUUUGCUGAAAAUCUUCAGGGGCUCUUGCAUCUUCUUGGCGAAGAUGAGUUUAUGCCGCACAGUUGUGUGACACAAUUCCUCAGCAAGCUCGUCUGCAACAUAACACGUCUCCAGGAACAUUUUUGUACCAAUGUUAUGUUUCUGUUCUUUGGCUUCGACAAGGAGCAAUUCAAUAUGACUUUGUUGCCUACGAUUAUGAAUCACAAUCCAGCCGGUACCUCGACCAAGACACUAGUACACUUGGCCCAAGAAUAUAAGUCUGGCAAGUUUCGUCAAUACGAUUACGGUCGCUCGAAAAAUCUACAGAUCUACAACGCAAAAGAACCACCGAAUUACAAUCUCGCAAACAUCACUGUGCCGAUUACGUUGUUUUACUCCGAAAACGACUGGCUGUCCAGUAUCCCGGAUGUGAAGAAGCUCAGCAGCCUGUUACCCAAUGUAGUGGAUGAAUACAAAGUGCCAUUUUCUAAGUUCAAUCACAUGGACUAUUUAUGGGCGAGGGAUGCACCUCAGCUUGUGUAUAAAAGACUACUCGAAAUUAUGAAGAUGCAUCAUAUAGUAUAAUCAAUAAAGUUUAGAUCAGAUUAUGCAUUAAAGAUUAGAAUUCAAUCAAAUGCCAA
Solenopsis invicta (red fire ant) is the source of this 2529-nucleotide messenger RNA. RefSeq names its product gastric triacylglycerol lipase. Gene Ontology annotation, biological process: lipid metabolic process. The record is from RefSeq and is a predicted model, not a curated record. Bases 191 to 2473 code for a protein of 760 amino acids. The transcript is spliced from 13 exons. Lineage: Eukaryota; Metazoa; Arthropoda; Insecta; Hymenoptera; Formicidae.